CGGGAUUAAUUGGGACUCCUCCCACUUGCCAUAUUGGCGCUUACUACGAAUUAGCUACUUGGCUGUAGAUCCGCGCUACUCUGCGCUCCCCGAAGAUACAGGCGUAGCAGCGGGAAUGAAAGCGGGUGUGACCCACUGCAGGUGCUCCAGGUGCUUCUCUGUCCCUUCAAAGCGAAGAAUGAGGAAGAGACCCAGAGUCCUGACGCUGUUGUGCCUCCCGGAAGAUGUUCUCUUUCAUGUUCUUAAGGGGCUGCCUGCUGAAGACAUCCUUUCCCUCCGAGCUGUUCACUCUCAUCUUAAGUACCUUGUAGAUAACCAUGCUAGUGUUUGGGCCUGUGCAAGUUUUCAAGAUGUGUGGCCUUCUCCCAGCAACUUGAAAAUGUUUGAAAGGGCUGCAGAAAAGGGUAACUUUGAAUCUGCCGUGAAGCUGGGCAUUGCCUACCUCUACAAUGAAGGCUUAUCAGUCUCUGAUGAGGGUCGUGCAGAAGUGAAUGGGUUAAAAGCAUCUCGCUUCUUCAGCCUGGCGGAACGUCUGAACACCUUCGCAGCCCCAUUUGUUUGGCUUUUCAUUCGCCCACCUUGGUCUCUGAGUGGAAGCUGUUGUAAAGCUGUGGUCUACGAGAGCCUCAAAGCAGAGUGUCAGCAGCAAAAAGCUCAGAGAGGAUCAAUUCUGUAUUGCCUAGCUAAAGUUCUAAAUCUCUUUGAGGAUGAAGAGAAAAGAAAAGAAGCUCUUGAAAUGUUUGAGAACUCAUCGAAGCAGGGAUGCUUGCACAGCGCCUACCUCCUCUGGGAAAAUAACAGAAAAGCUUCUAUGUCAGACCCUGGUAGAUACCUUCAAAGUCUCAGGAAACUCAGGGAUUAUGCAGCCAAGGGCUCUUGGGAAGCCCAGAUUGCUCUAGCCAAAGCUUGUGGGAAUGGAAACCAACUAGGGCUGGAAACAAAAGCCUCCAAUGAGAUGGUGUCUCAGCUCUUCCAGGCCUCCCUCCCUCUCAGCAAGCAGAGCAUCUUCACUGUUCAGAAGGGAAUGAACGAGACAAUGAGAUACAUUCUGAUUGACUGGCUGGUAGAAGUGGCCACCAUGAAGGAUUUCUCAAGCCUCUGUCUCCAUAUGACAGUAGGGUGUGUGGACCGGUACUUGAAAAUAAGACCUGUAUCCCGGGCUUGUCUUCAGCUUUUGGGGAUUGCUUGCAUGGUUAUUUGUACACGUUUUAUCAGCAAAGAGAUUCUGACAAUACGGGAAGCUGUUUGGUUAACAGACAACACAUACAAAUAUGAAGAUCUUGUCAGGAUGAUGGGGGAGAUCAUUUCUGCCCUGGAAGGAAAGAUAAAGAUACCUACUAUUCUGGACUACAAGGAAGUGCUGCUGAACAUAAUCCCAUUGGAAAGAAGAACUGUGCAUCUCUACAGCUUCAUUUGUGAACUUUCACUCUUAAACACAGGCCUUUGCAUAUACUCUCCUGCCCGUUUAUCUGCAGCGGCCUUGCUGCUGGCCAAAGUAUUGCACAAGCAAGCUCAUCCUUGGACAAGCCAGUUAUGUGAAGCCACAGGGUUUUCCCUUGAAGAACUGAUACCCUGUGCGCUGAAUAUCCACAAAAAAUGUUUCCACGAGGAUGUCCCAAAAGAUUAUAGGCAGGUGUCCCUUACUGCAGUGAAACAACGAUUUGAAGAUGAGCGCUAUGAGGAAAUUGGCAAAGAAGAGGUGAUGAAUUACAGCCAGCUCUGCUCGCUGCUAGGAGUGAAACAUGAAGAUCCAGAGCCCGACUCCUUGUACAUGAACACAGUGGAAACAUUUCUCACUUCUCCAUCGGGAAAAAGAACUAAAAGAUAUUCUUUCCACAGGAGAAGAGAAGACAGCAUCCAGGAAGACAGGGGAAGCUUUGUAACGACACCAACAGCUGAACUGUCCAACCAGGAGGAGAGCCUUCUAGACAACUUCCUGGACUGGAGCUUGGAUUCUUGCUCUGGUUAUGAAGGAGAUCAAGAAAGUGAAGGAGAGAAAGAGGGAGAUGUUACAGCUCCAAGUGGAGUUCUGGAUGUAACUGUGGUCUGUACGGGCCUUGAAGAACACUGCUAUGGCUGUUGUGAAGAAUCCAGUGAUGAAGAGAGCAUUGCCAAAGAGGGAUCUACAUAUGACCUAAAUAACUAUGACCCACCAGGUGCUGGGAAGGGAUGGCUAAUGCACCACUGCCAACCAAAGGGCACCACUGAAGCCAGCUCUGGCUAUUCCUCUGUCAACAGUACCAGCCCUACUUCCACUAUAGAUUGCAACUUUGGAGCAUCUCCCAAAGCUACCUCAGUGCAGCCUCUGGGCCCUGCCAUGAACAAAGGCGGAUCUCCUCAUGGCUCAAAAUUAUGUUUACACUCCAGCAGAAGGCAAGCAAAACGGAAAAAUGUGGCUGAGUACAAUGAAGAAGAAAGGAUGAACUUGGGCUUCUUAAGCCUCUGAUGUCCUGGUGCUGUUUACUUUAACAACAAGCAGGUGCAAACAUGAUUGAAGGCUGCACAUGAGUUGCAUAGCCUUGGUCUCGCUGAAUGUUUACCUAAAGAAUUUCCCCCAAGACUUGUUGCUGUUGUCUUCCCCACAUAUUAUCCUGUGGCCAAAACAAGAUUUAGGCACUAGCAGGCAUAAUUGUGGCAUUUCCUCUGCAGAAUAUGGCCCACAAAAAGUGUUCCUUUCCUCUCCUGUUCCAUGUAAACUAUGUCUGCCCAUGACAUGAUCAAGUAUUCUUUACUAGGGUUCACUGUCAUUCUUGGCUCUGCUCUAAUGCCUUUCUUCAGUAUCCCAAGAGGUGGAUACUUCCCUGUUAGUGGUGUUGAGUUUGGCCCAUCUGAGGCCUUUGUUGCCUGUGAAGUAUUUGGUCUGACAGUUGAGAUCUGCACUGCCUCUUCAUUGCUUCUGCUACUUCAAAGCAGCUGCAUCUACUGUAGUUUACUAAGAAGCAAAGUGAUCCUGUUUACCAAUUUAUUGUUUUAAGGAUGGGGGCUAUUUUUGCCCUUCUGUGCAUAUUAAGCAAUAUAGUGGCUUUUGUGAGCUAGCGGCAAACAGCUACCUGUGGGAGAUGUAAUCUGUUUUAAUAAUUUGGAUAAGUGUCUUAUUUUUUUAUUUUUCUCUUUAUUUUCCUCUCAAUAUUCUUUCUCCUUUCCCUUUUUUCUGUUGUUAUCUGCUCCUUUAUACUAGGCCCCUUUGAUUACUAAAAUGUAAAGGUUCUACCUCUGCUAUAAUUGCAGUGGUGCUUGAAAAAUUAUUGCUACACAAACGUUUGAUGAUGGAAAUUAAUUUUACUUGAAUUAACUGUUACCACUUCA
Lacerta agilis (Sand lizard) is the source of this 3306-nucleotide messenger RNA. RefSeq names its product cyclin F (gene CCNF). The transcript is spliced from 17 exons. The coding region runs from base 116 to 2446 and encodes 776 amino acids. Gene Ontology annotation, biological process: mitotic cell cycle phase transition; regulation of cyclin-dependent protein serine/threonine kinase activity. Gene Ontology annotation, molecular function: cyclin-dependent protein serine/threonine kinase regulator activity; protein binding. NCBI's taxonomy places the organism in Eukaryota, Metazoa, Chordata, Lepidosauria, Squamata, Lacertidae. The record is from RefSeq and is a predicted model, not a curated record. Gene Ontology annotation, cellular component: cytoplasm; nucleus; centrosome.